AUGGCAGAAGUACCAGAUGAAACCAUACAACAGUUUAUGGCAUUGACCAACGUUUCGCACAACAUAGCCGUACAAUACCUCUCAGAAUUUGAAGAUUUGAAUGAGGCGCUCAAUUCGUUUUAUGCUUCUCAGGUAGAUGAUCAGAAUGACAGAAGGGAAGAAGCACAUCGGAAGGGUCAGCAAGAGAAAGAGUCCAAGGAGGAGACUCUAUCUUCUUUUGAAUCUUUGAGGAAAGCUGUGGGUACGGAGAAUGUUGGUGGGUCCAGUUCCAGAUUAGGGUCCUCCCAGGGUAGUAAUGAGCAUUUGAAGAAAAAAAGCUCUACUUCCCCUGAACCAGCCAAAAACACAAGCCGCUCAGGGAGUGGCAAUAACUCCAGGUUUAUGAGCUUUUCCGAUAUGGUAAGAGGACAAGCAGAUGAUGACGAUGAAGACCAUCCAAGAAACACUUUUGCUGGUGGUGAAACAUCCGGUUUAGAAGUAACUGAUCCUUCGGACCCAAAUUCGCUGUUGAAAGACUUAUUAGAAAAGGCCAGAAGAGGAGGACAAAGCGAUCUUGAAAACGAAUCGCGUGACGAAAAUGACGAGGAGCAUGAGGAUGACCCCAACCGCUUCUCUGGAAGAGGUUUUAGAUUGGGUUCAACAGCUGAUGCUCCUGACCAAGUGGUAGAAACUAGUGCUCCACAACCACAACGUACAAAGCCUCAGAAGGUUACAAGAGAAAUCACAUUUUGGAAGGAAGGGUUCCAAGUGGCCGAUGGCCCGCUUUACCGUUAUGACGACCCGGCAAAUAGUUUUUACUUGAGCGAGUUAAACCAAGGGAGAGCGCCAUUGAAGCUACUGGACGUGGAAUUUGGACAAGAAGUGGAAGUUAAUGUGUAUAAAAAACUGGAUGAACCAUACAAGACCCCCAAGAGGAAACUGGGCGGCUUUUCAGGCCAAGGUCAAAGACUAGGAUCGCCUAUUCCAGGCGAGUCAUUGUCACCGGUGGAAGUCGCAAAGGAUGAAGCUCCAAUUGUUGAGGAAGAAUCCGAACCUAAAGAAGAGCCAAAGAAGGGGGAUACCUCCGUUCAAAUYAGAUACGCAAACGGUAAGAGAGAAGUCUUGCGUUGUAACUCCACAGACACUGUAAACUCUUUAUACGAUCAUGUCUCAUCAAAUGCAAAUACUGACGCGUCGAGAAAUUUUACUUUAAAUCAUGCGUUCCCUGUUAAACCAAUUAAUAACGAUGACACCACAUUAAAGGACGCCGAUCUGCUCAACUCAGUGGUCGUUCAAAGAUGGACAUGA
Molecule: messenger RNA, 1287 nt
Organism: Saccharomyces eubayanus
Lineage: Eukaryota; Fungi; Ascomycota; Saccharomycetes; Saccharomycetales; Saccharomycetaceae
Gene: SHP1
Product: protein phosphatase regulator SHP1
Exons: 1
Coding region: 1-1287 (428 amino acids)
Biological process (GO): nuclear membrane reassembly; Golgi organization; autophagosome assembly
Cellular component (GO): cytosol; nucleus
Molecular function (GO): ubiquitin binding
Source: RefSeq, a predicted model, not a curated record